Gloeophyllum trabeum ATCC 11539 is the source of this 699-nucleotide messenger RNA. RefSeq names its product NAD P-binding protein. The transcript has 3 exons. The record is from RefSeq and is a predicted model, not a curated record. Bases 1 to 699 code for a protein of 232 amino acids. Lineage: Eukaryota; Fungi; Basidiomycota; Agaricomycetes; Gloeophyllales; Gloeophyllaceae.
AUGGCGCCCCCAGUCCUCCUCGUUCUUGGUGCAGGAUCCAAUGUCGGGCUCAAGGUAGCCAGAAAGUUCGCGUCGCAUGGAUUCAAAGUUGCGGUGGCCGCUCGCAACCCCAGCGACGAAGUCUCGAAAGCGGGUGAUCUAGUCGUAAAGGCCGACUUUGCAGAUCCUUCCGCUGUAUCAUCCGUCUUCGAGAAAGUCAAAGCCACACUUGGCAUUCCCAGCGUCGUCGUUUACAACGCUUACUCGGCACAUGCAUCUCCGGGAGGCCUGCCGCUCGCCGUCCCCAUUGCAGAUUUCAGCAAGGACCUGGUGGUCAACGCCGCCAGCGCAUACGCAGCGGCGCACGAAGCCGUCAAGGGCUUCGCUCAGCUCCCCGCGGACGCGUCCAAGACGUUCAUAUACACGGGAAACAUCCUGAACGUGAAGCAGCUGCCCAUAUUCGCGAGCCUGGGUGCUGGCAAAUCAGCGACGGCGCAUAUCGUUGAGGCCGCGACUUUGACGUACGGGAACAAGGGCUUCAAGUUCUAUUACGCUGACGAGCGUACUGCAGAUGGCGCGCCGGUUGCGUCAGCGAUUGAUGGGGAUGCCCAUGCAGAUUUCUACUAUGAGCUGUCGCAGAGUCCGAAGCAGCAACCUUGGCUGGCAACGUUCGUAAAGGGCAAGGGCUACGUCGAUUUCUCCGCCCAAGAUCGUGCAUGA